AAUGUUUUUAGUUUGUCGCCAUGUAUUUAAAACGUCGCUUUAUAUUUUAAAAGAAAUUUUAACCGUCUAUUAUGAAAAAAAAUGUACAAUUAAUGGUAAUUACAUUUUAACUCAAUUGGUAUCAUUAACCAUGGUGCUUUAUAAAACAUCUUACAAUGAAGAGAACUCGACUAAAACAGGGAACGCAAAUUUUUCAUCAACAUCAAAUAGCCAUAUAUCUUACUUACCAACACCAGAAAAUAAUUUAUUUGGUUACAAAUAUCUGCACUCUAAUGAAGAGUUAAACUUGGAUGUAACCCAUAAUGCGUUGUUUCCUCAUCUUCCAUUUUAUCAGCCAGUUUCACCUAUGCAAACAUCAAACAGAAACACUGAUUAUAAAAUUGAAAAUAAAGAACCAAACUUAAUUAUAAAAUGUGAAACUGAAAAAGACGCUUCAUAUUCUACAACGAAUAGAAAGUCUCGUAACCCGAGAACAAUAUACAGCAGCUAUCAACUUCGCGAACUCAACCGAAGAUUCUUUAAAACACAAUACCUUUCUCUGCCAGAGAAAGCAGAACUGGCAGAAACCCUGGGUUUAACACCAACUCAAGUAAAAAUUUGGUUUCAAAACAAAAGGUCGAAAUUUAAAAAAGUGGUUAGAGCUAAUACAAAUUUUUUAUCGACUGUUCCUGCCAAUCGAUUUCCGAACGGAAAUUUUCAAAUCACGUGGGACGAAAAUACAAAGCAAACGUUAGCUCCGUCUACAUAUAAUACUCUGCCUCUAAUUCAGAAUCAAAUACUUUCGAAUCAAAAUGUAUGGUAUUCUCCACAUCAGCUGACACCUACAGAGUAUUAAUAAAACAAUACUCUCAUAAAAUGAAUAAAUAAUAAAGUCGCAACUUAAUUUUACUUCAAUGAAAUACAGAGUGAUAAGAGAAUAAUACAUUACAGAUGUAUACAUUGAAUAAUAGUUUUUGGCAUUGGUGUCUUCAAAAUAAAAUUAAAAAAAGAUAUAAUAUUUUUCAGAUUUCGUAAA
Hydra vulgaris (swiftwater hydra) is the source of this 1015-nucleotide messenger RNA. RefSeq names its product homeobox protein DLL-1. Gene Ontology annotation, molecular function: DNA-binding transcription factor activity, RNA polymerase II-specific; RNA polymerase II cis-regulatory region sequence-specific DNA binding. The record is from RefSeq and is a predicted model, not a curated record. Lineage: Eukaryota; Metazoa; Cnidaria; Hydrozoa; Anthoathecata; Hydridae. Gene Ontology annotation, biological process: negative regulation of transcription by RNA polymerase II; embryo development; cell differentiation.